Molecule: messenger RNA, 1149 nt
Organism: Caenorhabditis bovis
Lineage: Eukaryota; Metazoa; Nematoda; Chromadorea; Rhabditida; Rhabditidae
Source: the annotation of a GenBank genome assembly
AUGAUCUCCCAGCUCAGCACCCCGAGCAGUCGAAUCCUUCUCGAUGUGCCAUGUCGCGUAUGUCAGGACCAUUCGUCGGGAAAACACUACGGAAUAUUUUCGUGUGACGGGUGCGCAGGAUUCUUUAAGCGUUCGAUUCGCCGCCAUCGUCAGUAUGUUUGCAAGAAUAAAGGAGGAUUCGACGAAGGUCGUUGCAUUGUCGACAAAACGCACCGAAACCAGUGCAGAGCUUGCCGCCUUCGUAAAUGUCUCGAAAUCGGAAUGAACAAAGAUGCGGUUCAGCACGAACGCGGACCUCGCAAUUCGUCUCUUCGCCGCCACCAACAUUCAAAUUUCUUAUACGAGGCUGUGUCGUCUCCGAACUCGCCCGACGUGGGAUCGGAGAGUGAUCCAGGACCAGCAAAUUCUGACAGCGUCACUGAAACAGCAGCGCGAAUCUUCUUCGAGCUAUUCUCAUUCUGCCAGAACUCGCUCAGUCAUGGACCACUUCCAAAAGAUCGUUGUUUGACUCAGUUCCAACAGAACUGGCAUUCACUCUUCCUUAUAAAAUGCAACGAGAUGAAAUCGAUCACGGCUCGUCAGAUUCGCAGCGAAAAUAUCGCUGGUGUUCCAUCGAAACUCAAAAAUGAAGUGGCUGAUGCAUUCGAAGCAUUAGAAAAUCUCAGACUCGACCCAAGCGAGGCUUUUUACCUUAAAAUGUACAUUUUCUUCAAAGGAACUCAAUUGGCCGCUCAGUUCGGCUUGCAUCUUGCUACACUUCAACAUUUAUUGCACGGAAACGAUUCAACGAGAUUUGUCAAGUGCUUCGAAGCAGCGACAAAAAUCCCGCAAAGCAGCAUCAUUGAGGUAUUGUUUCGUUCGUCAAUCGGCAAUGCUUCUAUGGAAAUUCUCAUCUCCGACAUGUUUUGCUCACAAACCAGGCGAGCUCCAUCGUUGUUUCCAAUUCUUCCACUGAAUUUGAAGCGCGAGGAAGAAGAUGACGAGGAGGAAGAAAAUGGAAACGAGACAUCAUCGAAUGAGGACAAUUCGUUGAACAUGUUCAAACUGCCGGAGCCAUUCAAUAUGAGCAUGAACACUGAAAAAGUGCGGCACUCGAUUAAGUCGAUCGCCGAAUUGCUCUCGCUCAAAGAAGAUUCAUCGUCAUCGUGA